This is a messenger RNA of Pelecanus crispus (Dalmatian pelican), 3237 nucleotides long. The record is from RefSeq and is a predicted model, not a curated record. Lineage: Eukaryota; Metazoa; Chordata; Aves; Pelecaniformes; Pelecanidae.
AUGGUUUUAAAGAAGAAGAAGGAAAUUGAGGUAGAUGCAUUCUUUCUUGAUCAUCAGCAGCUUGAAAAACUUCAGAGGUUUUCAAAGCCUGAAGAGCAAAACCUGGCAUCUCUGCUUCUGCACUGUGCACAGCUGAGCAAUGGCAUCCAGCAGAUCCAGAGUAUUAAACAAAUUAUGCCAUUGGUAAGGAAGAUGGAUCAAAACUCUGCACGUGAUCCCAUGGUUAAAGCUUGUUUGGAUAUUUUGGGAGAGACAUAUUUUUCACUGGCUGCGAAGAAUCCCUUGAAAAAAGUAUUAGCAAGUUCACUAAAUAGUCUUCCUGAAGAAUUUAUGACAUUAGCUGUACAAAGCUUUGUAUGCUGCCUUAGGGAAGAACUGAAAACCACAGACAUAUAUUUGUACAGAAAAGUAUUGGACAACCUUGCUUCCUGUAUGGAGGACUUCAGCUUAGGUAGAGCAAGUAUUAAAAACCUGUUUGAAGAAGUUCUUCAGUUUCUGCAGAAGUCGUUACUUGGCAUACAGGAAGAAAACAGAAAGAAUCAUGGAAAUCGUAUUGUUCAGACUCAGUUGAUGCACGAUUUACUGAUAGGCAUUAAAGUUUCAAUGAUGCUUGUACAGAAAUUACAAGACAAUAUCCAGGGCAGUCUUUGGAAAUGCCAUGAGUCUUUUGUUUGGCAAAGUAUGUGUAGUUUACUGAAAAGCUCCACAAACUUCCUAAUGGAUGCAACUCUCCUGCAUACUGUUCAGACUACCUCAGGACUGGCUGUUAUUCUGUUUAUUAAAGCUAUGUAUGAGCCAGUUGAAGAAUUACCCUCCUUGGUCAGCGACUUGCUUCUCGGGUCAGUGAAACAUGCGGGUGUGCCAGCGUGGUUUGUGCGGAACUGUGGCCCUCUGUGUACGGAAGAACUCCCUGACUCAGUCCUCCUCUUUCUUUGCCAUGGAGCACUGGCUAUGCUGGAAUGGAAAAAUGGCAGCAUGGGUGAAAAUGGAGAGAAACUAUUACUAGAUAUCGCAUCAGUCUUGUUGUCUUUGAGUUCAGAGUUGAAAGAAUCCAGUAUGGCAACCUCUUUGUCUAGAAUCCUUGCUAUUUGGACUAAUUCAGCACUGGCUGCCCUCGUUUCAGGCUCCCCAAAUCUAAAAAUCAAACUUAAUGGGAACUCUGAUGUAACUGGGAAGCUGCUGGAAUACGUUUAUACGCACUGGGAACACCCUCUGGAUGCUGUCAGACAUCAAACCAAAUUGAUAUUCAAGAAUCUUCUUCAGAUACACCGAACCACCAUUACUGGAUCCACUGAAAAAUCAGACCCAUUCUUUGCAAGGCUGAUAAAGCAUUUACUAAACUUGGAAUGGCAUGUAAAAGGGAAAUAUGCUUCUCUUGGCUGUCUUGUGGAGUGUGUGGGCACUGAAAAUAUCCUACAGUUGGACAGAACAAUUCCAGUACAAAUCUUGGACGUGAUGAAUGAUCAGUCUCUUGCACCCUAUGCUAGUGAUCUUUUGGAAACCAUGUUUACAAAUCACAAAGCCCAUUUUACUUCGAGUUUUCCAGAAAGCACCUGGAUUGACCAGUGGCAUGACAUCUGGGUUUCUCCUCUUCUAGUAAUACUGUGUGAAGGGAACCAUGACCAAACUACUUACAUAAUAGAUUACUAUUUACCAAAAUUGCUCAAGUGUAGCCCUGACAGUCUGAGCUACAUGAUUAGAAUUCUUCAGGCUUCUACAGAUGCUAAUCUAGGCUCUCGCAGUACUAGAGGAGCUCUUGGAGCAUUAAUGGCAUGCCUAAGAACAGCCAGGGCUCAUGGACACCUGGAACUUUCAAAUAUCAUGAGCAAUGGUCUUCUAUCCACUGAAUGUAUAAAACAGGGUCUAGUUCAUCAGCACAAUCAGGUUUGCAUUGAUGCUUUAGGUUUACUUUGUGAAACCCAUCGUAGCACGGAAAUUGUGUCUAUGGAAGAAAUGCAACUAAUUCAGUUUUUUAUGAUGUACAACUUGAACAGCCAGUCUCCUUCAGUAAGGCAACAGAUAUGUUCUUUACUGAGAAAGUUAUUUUGUAGGAUACAAGAAAGUUCCCAGGUGCUUUAUAAAUUGGAGCAAAAUAAAAACAAGCAAGAGUUACUUGAAAACUCAACUAAAAGGCAUCCUUUGGGGAUUUUGCAGCAAUAUAAAGAUUUCAUGUCAUCUGUAUGUGACAGACUUUUUGAGGUACUGUUUCCCGGUUCAUCACACCCAACCAGAUUUUCUGCACUAACUAUUUUAGGAUCAGUAGCAGAAAUAUUUUCUGUUCCAAAAGGCCAGGCACAAGUUUUUCAGUUGGAUGAGGAGAUUGAUUCUACUCGUGUCCAAACUUUGAUCCAGUGUUUUGCCAGUACUUUUGAGGAAGUAAAAGUCCUGGCAUUUGGGCUUUUGAUGAAACUACGUGAUGUUGCAUUUAAUUUACAGGAUUCUGAAAAUUUAGAUCUCCUGUUCCAAGCAGCAAUGGAUCUUAGCACAAGUACCAAGCCAUAUGAUUGUGUCACUGCUUCAUAUUUGUUGAACUUCUUAGUACAUCAUAAAGGAUUACAGCAAAUUUGUUUAGGAAAAUGGGUUGAGCAUAACCCCCAGCUGGAUGAAAACACUUCAUUAAGUACAGUGGAGAAGAACACUUUAGCAGUUCUCAAGCUUUUGUUGGUGAAUGUUGAAGAGGAAAUAUUUCAAGCUAAGAAGUCUCUGCUUCAAGCAGCAGCAUCGUUCCCAAUGUAUGGGAGAGUGCAUUGUAUAACUGGGGCUUUGCAGCAAUUACCUUUUAAUAACUUGACAUUGGUAGCUGAAUGGAAGGAAAUGGUGGCCAGGCUGAUUCUGAUGUCAUACAAACUCUCUGCUGUGGUAUCACCAGUAGUGCAGAGCUCAUCACCAGAGGGUCUUAUUCCAAUGGACAGUGAUUCAGAAAGUGCAAGUCGUCUGCAGAUGAUUCUGCAUGAGAUACAACCACAGGACACGAAUGAUUAUUUUAUGCAAGCAAAAAUUUUGAAAGAACACUGCAAAGUGGAGUCUGAAAAGCUGGCUGACCACAGGCCAAUGGAAAAUAUUUGCACAGAAAUGAGAGGUAAAGAAAGACAAACAUGUGAUGUCACAGCCCAAAUGGUUCUUGUAUGUUGCUGGAGAAGCAUGAAGGAAGUAUCUCUGCUCUUAGGGACACUGUGUAAACUUUUGCCUUCUCAGGCUGCAUCUGAACCUUCAGAUGGGCUGAUUACUGUAGAACAG